Molecule: messenger RNA, 653 nt
Organism: Puma concolor (puma)
Lineage: Eukaryota; Metazoa; Chordata; Mammalia; Carnivora; Felidae
Source: RefSeq, a predicted model, not a curated record
GGGCCCUUCCCUAUCGUCGCCCCCUUCACCUUGGAUCAUGUUCAAGAAAUUUGAUGAAAAAGAAAACGUGUCUAACUGCAUCCAGUUGAAAACCUCAGUUAUAAAGGGUAUUAAGAACCAAUUGAUAGAGCAAUUUCCAGGUAUUGAACCAUGGCUUAAUCAAAUCAUGCCUAAGAAAGAUCCUGUCAAAAUGGUUCGAUGCCAUGAACAUAUAGAAAUCCUUACAGUAAAUGGAGAAUUACUGUUUUUUAGACAAAGAGAAGGGCCUUUUUAUCCAACCCUAAGGUUACUUCACAAAUAUCCUUUUAUCCUGCCACACCAGCAGGUUGAUAAAGGAGCCAUCAAAUUUGUUCUCAGUGGAGCAAAUAUCAUGUGUCCAGGCUUAACUUCUCCUGGAGCUCAACUUUACCCUGCUGCAGUAGAUACAGUUGUUGCAAUCAUGGCAGAAGGAAAACAGCAUGCUCUGUGUGUUGGAGUCAUGAAGAUGUCUGCAGAAGAUAUUGAGAAAGUCAACAAAGGAAUUGGCAUUGAAAAUAUCCAUUAUUUAAAUGAUGGGCUGUGGCAUAUGAAGACAUAUAAAUGAGCCUCAGAAGGAAUGCACAUGGCUAAAUAUGGAUAUUGUGCUGUAUCUGUGUUUGUGUGUGUGACAGCAU